GAGCUUAAACUCGUCGGACCAAAACACGAUGAGCGAAAGCCGUGUGGGUAUCAUUUUGACUCGGCUCUGUGUUUCGCAUUCGUUUUCUGCAGACUCACUUGGAUGUUAAAAAGAUGGCGGGACUGGAACUGCUAUUCAGCUCGAUCGUCGAAAGUAUCACGUCUCCCAAAGAUGUUUUAGUCUCCUUUGUUCACUGGGAAAUUGUGCGACAAGGGUAUAAAUGUCUUGGAACAGGAGACCAGCCACAAAGUACCGAUAAAAAGUCCGAGUUACUCCCUCAGGGGUGGAACAGCAACAGAGAGUUAUACACCCUUCGGUAUCAGUCCGCAAACGGCCAGUCACAGUUACUGGUCAAAGGCAUCACUGUCGACUCCACUCUUAUCUUCAAUAUACUGAAUACACCUUCUGAAAAGGUGUCCGACCUGACAGUGAAUGUCAGUGAUUAUAUAGAUGCGGAUAACCUGAAAGACUUCGACAGGGUGUUUAAGAACCCGGAACAGCUGGCAGAAAAGGUCCAGGCUGACCUGCUUCCCUGGGUCUCCUCAAAGAAGGCUGAAAAGACCCAGAGAGAGACCCCCCUGAAGCGAGAGACGGAGGAUGACCCGCUCCGGAUCCCAUCGAGGAAGCCGCAGUCUUACCCGCAGCCCGGCUGGCGCAAUCCCAUGGCGCCAUUUGCUGCUGGGGGUGCAGACCUGGAUCCCUUCAGCGGUAGACCAGGAGGGAUGAUCGUGGACCCUCUACGGUCAGGAUUCCCUCGUUCGGGUUUUGACCCCUCUGCUGGGAUCCCAGGUCGUCUGCCUCCCGGUGCAGUGCCUCCGGGGGCCCGAUUUGACCCCUUUGGAGCUGUUGGGAUGGGGAUGAAUCGCCCAGGCCCGGAUCCUGACCACAUGCCCCCCCCCGGGUAUGACGACAUGUUCAUGUAGAAACACCAUCUCCAGCCCCCUGAUUUUUGCCUGCCCCAGCAGAAGAAUGCAGGAAAAUACUGCUUAAGACUUUUCCCAAUAAGUCACGUCGUUUAGUUGGAAGGGCAAAUCUGUUGUGCGUAAAUUUUUAAUUCUGUAACCCUGUGUUCUAGAAAAUAGGUUAGUUUGAAUUGUUUGCUAUAUAAUACAUGACAAUAUUGUAAUGGUGAGACAUUUACCACUUUGAAUGACGACAUGUUAGAUAAUUGCUAAAUAGUGUUAAUCUUUGCAAAGGAUAUUGCACUUGUUAAAAUGUUGUAAAUACAAGGAAAUAUUGCUUAAAUUUAAAUGUCAAUUUUUUCAUGAGUGCUAUCUUAAUUUCUAAUAAAUCUACUACUUUGAGAAACUAAAACUUUAUUUGCUGUGGAAGCUGUUUUUAUUUUCAUAAUUCUGUUAACUCUGUUUGUAUCUAACUUUCCAUUUGUAAUGAUUAAGCUUUAAAUGUUAAUAA
Molecule: messenger RNA, 1413 nt
Organism: Brienomyrus brachyistius
Lineage: Eukaryota; Metazoa; Chordata; Actinopteri; Osteoglossiformes; Mormyridae
Gene: psmf1
Product: proteasome inhibitor subunit 1
Exons: 7
Coding region: 114-923 (269 amino acids)
Biological process (GO): proteasome-mediated ubiquitin-dependent protein catabolic process
Molecular function (GO): proteasome binding; endopeptidase inhibitor activity
Source: RefSeq, a predicted model, not a curated record